GAGGGGGGACAUUACCGUUGUGUUGCUCGUGUGCAGAGAGACUCAGAUGACGGAGUGGACUCACCUGAACCCCAAGAGGUCAAGACCCGUCCACCGGAGAGGUCCAGUCCCUCAGAGACCUGGACCAGGGUCCCCCGUCCGGCCCAACCGCCUCAGAGAGGCGUCAUUUACCCCCACCUGCCCCAAGAGCAUACCCCCGCCUGGUGAGUCCCUGUCCUCAUGUCUGUUCGAUGGGCUUUUAGCCCUGACGAGGGGGCUGUCUGACCUCGUCUCCCUUCAGCCAAAGACUUCGACAUCGGCGGCCGCCCUGACGCCAUCAUUACGCAAUCACCCGUCCCCCCCAGCCCCUAUGAUGUCAUCGCAAGCAGCCUCCCGCCCCCCCACCCUGAUGAUGUCCCGGUCCAGCAGCCCCGCCCCCCCACCCUGAUGAGGUCAUCGUUAACAGCCAUUAACACCAGGAAGUGUUACUUCCUGUUUAUAAUCUGUCACUAAUCAAUAAUAAUAAUCUGAUUGUUUCUACUUCUUUAAUAUCUUUAUUGUCUUCAUCAACGUGUUUAUCUGAACAUUAAAAACAUGAAGAACUGAA
Messenger RNA from Etheostoma spectabile (orangethroat darter), 586 nucleotides. Its product is annotated as pectinesterase inhibitor 10-like. The transcript has 3 exons. The record is from RefSeq and is a predicted model, not a curated record. Bases 47 to 427 code for a protein of 126 amino acids. Lineage: Eukaryota; Metazoa; Chordata; Actinopteri; Perciformes; Percidae.